GGAAAAACGCAAAAGGCCGGUUACGAGAGGAGUGGUUUUCUUUGCAUAGAGCGACCUUGGUUUGGCGGCGUCAUUCGCCGAUGAAGAGCUGCUCACUUUGCGCGCUUCUGGUUCAGAGAGCGUUUUCCGCCCGACUCGACCAGGUAUUUCUGGUGGGAUCUCGACCCGGUCACUGGAACUCGUCCGGGAGAGUGUGACCACGUCGGGUGUCAUCGUCUUGGCCGGCGACGUUGUGUAGAACCAGCAACGUGUUUCAGAGGUAGAGACACGUAUCUAUCACUAUGACGCCGAUGCUUCUGUGGACGAUCGUCGCUACGGUGGCCCUUUGGCAGUUUCCUUCUGCGCGCAGUCAGAACUGCAGUGAUAUCCAUUUGCGCUACCACGAGAACCACACGCUGUGUAAAUCUGAAGCGGGAUGCAAGCUUCAGGUGACCGGGAUCGAGGAAAACAUGAAGCAGUUCAUUCUCAAGCUGCAUAACCACUAUCGGAAUCUCAUCGCCUCUGGCAACGAAACCAACAUGCCGCCAGCCAGCAACAUGCUCGAGAUGGAGUGGGACGAUGACUUGGCGAGGGUGGCACAGGCCCAUGCUAGCCAGUGCGAAUUCGAGCACGACUGCCCUGCGUGCAGGCGAAUGGAAAAGUUCUCGGACGUGGGACAGAACUUGUGCCUGGACCGCACUACACGGGACAACCCCCAGCCGGACUGGGAGAGCUGCAUUCGGCGCUGGUACGACGAGGUGACCCUGUUUCCCAACAACACUCGCUCGCCCUUCCAGUUCGACGUGGUCACAGGACACUUCACGCAGAUGGUGUGGGCGACAACGUGGAAAAUCGGCUGCGGCUACGCCAGGUAUCCGUCCAAGGACCACCCUUUCGUGUACGACCUCCUCUACACCUGCGACUAUGGACCUGGGGGCAACUUUAUUGGUGGCGACAUGUACGAGGACGGAGAAGCGUGCUCUCAGUGCCCCGAGGGAACUUGUUGCGGCGGCUCGUGCGACGAACAAGGCAUCGAAAGUAGAUUCAAAAGCUUAUGCAAGCCAACAACUCCCGACGGCCCGAGUACAGCGGUGUCAAGAAACGGCUUGAUAUGGGCCUGCCUCUUCAACAACGAGACCCAGGAGUCAUGCAAGAUCACGGAUGACCCACCACAGGCUUUUAAACACAGGACGCUUUUUUCGUCUGGCUUCCUGGAGACGGUUGUGGAAGGCGGACAGCGUGCAGAGGUUACCUUCAGCCGGUUAAUCAAGGGCGGGACAACGCCGUUCUGCAUGACGAUCGAGUACAGCAAGGGACCCAACAUGGCCGGCGAGCGCUCCAACAGCACCCUUCGACUGUUCCUCACGUCGCCCGCCCUGCCUCUGUUUCAAGUGGACGCGGAGAUGGGCCGUGGAGUUUCCGGACACCAGACUUACGGUUUCUCCAUGGACAUCAGCCUUCCCGUUCAAAUCGGUUUUUCGUUUUCUGUUCCGGAGAAUUCUACAGCACAGUACUUCAGCAUCUACAAAGUUGUAAACACUCACGGUGCAUGCCAAUACUGAGACAUGCGAUUUUCUUAUGUUUACGUUUAGAGUUGAGUGCUAUCCCCUCGUCCUCUUGUGCACUUUUGUGAAAUGUACGACGAGCACAAUUUAAUGCUCAGUCUGUUACGCCGAUGACUUCUGUAUUAUAUUCUUGUCUAGUGUAAUAUAUUUCACUGAACAAACUGAAAAUAUUGUUGCUUUUUAGCGCAAGCCUCACUGGCUGUAUUAUUGAGCAUCUUUUUUAUAUAAUGGUUUGCAUUUUACUUUACCAUCAGUUGUUUUUAUUUAGCUCCUAUAUUUUCAUCAUUCUCGUUUUUAGCCCAACAUAUUUCAUGAUGAUGGUAGUCUGCCGGACGCAACCAUGUACACAAGAAAUGUAGACCACUGUACAUCUCGAUAUCAUUCCAUUAUAACGAAAAGUUGUGCAAUAAAUAUGUGAAAAGAAUAAAGCUUUUUUGUGAAAAAAAAAGAUGAAACUCUCACAAA
Ixodes scapularis (black-legged tick) is the source of this 2009-nucleotide messenger RNA. RefSeq names its product CRISP/Allergen/PR-1. Gene Ontology annotation, cellular component: extracellular region. The record is from RefSeq and is a predicted model, not a curated record. The coding region runs from base 282 to 1541 and encodes 419 amino acids. NCBI's taxonomy places the organism in Eukaryota, Metazoa, Arthropoda, Arachnida, Ixodida, Ixodidae. The transcript has 9 exons.